AGCGGCAUCCAAUAGGCGUCCACCGAGGGCAUUAAUUGAUGAAGGUGUCUCCAGACCUCCUCUUUCUCUUGUCUUUUUAUGUGUGGCUCAGCCAGCAGCAGGAAAAGCAGCUGCUUUUUCAGCUCUCUCGGUUUCUCCCUGUCUCAGAUUCACUCUUUCCUCCCUCCCUCUCCACCCUCUCUCUCUCUCUCUCUCUCUCUCUCUCUCUCUCUCUCUCUCUCUCUCUCUCUCUCUCUCUCCCUCCCCUCUUCUUGCUAUUUUAUUCCUCUGGUUGAGGCAGCGGUGUACACCUACCCCUCCGUCCUACUGCUGACCAGAGGGGGAGUGGAGCCGGCAGAGGCAGGUAGCAGCAGCAGCAGCAGCCCCGGACGCAUUCCUCCACCAUGCCGGACCGGGGCGAGAGGCGAGGAGCGGAUGCUGUCUGCUCUUUAUCAGAGCGGGGCAGCCUCUCCAUUUAAGUCAAAGUUUUCAUGACGCAGCAGCGGGUGGAUUAAAGGUGUGAGCAGGAUGCCUUGAGCUCGCGACCCCCUGUGCCAUUUUGCCGGUGCCGAGAGUGGACGCAUUACAAACAUGGGAGACCUGGAGUGCGGGUUUGAGGAGAUGCAAGGCGUGCGGCUGGGAUACCUGCUGAUCAAAGGCAAGCAAAUGUUUGCAUUGUCUCAGGUUUUCACCGACCUGCUCCAGAACAUCCCCCGAACCACGGUGCACAAGCGCAUGGACCACCUGAAGGUGAAGAAGCACCAGUGUGACCUGGAGGAGCUGCGGAAGCUCAAAGCAAUAAACUCCAUCGCCUUUCACGCAGCCAAGUGCACGCUCAUCUCGCGCGAGGACGUGGAGGCUCUGUAUUUCUCCUGCAAGACGGAGAGGGUGUUGAAGUCCAGCAGGAGGAAAGCGAGAGCGACGUAUCCCCCUGGGGAAGACGAUGAGCAAGAGGAAGAAGAGGAGGAGGAGGCCGAGGUGUGGGAUGAAAAAGUUUGGUUCAGUUUGCACGGAGUCCCGGAGACUCUCGUGCGUCACAAGGCUGUCAGGAGGAAAGAGUUGACUCCUUGCCUUACCGACUCAAAACUACCUCAAUUUUACCACAAAGCGAACGCGCGGAUUUACCGAUCCGCGACCCGGUCAGGCCACAAACACUUUAAAAACUAUGAAACUGAGAAAAUCGCAGGGAGCUGCGUCGCUCUGAGCCAAAGGCACCCGUUUUUCCGGCAGCCACUGCUGUUCCAGCCCGACUUCCUUCACAAAAGAAAGAGGAGGCGCGAGGUGGGCGGCGGCAGGGACGGCGCGAGGCACCCCUCGUGCAGGAGCAGACACGCGCAUCUGCACGCACCGCCAGUGCUGCUCCUACAGCCGAAAUCCGCCAAUGCUCACGCCACGUCUUUCGGGGCUUUCCACCUCAGUCCGGAUAUCUACCACCACCACCAUCACCACCACCACCAUCAUCACCACCACCAUCACGGGUCCGGCUUCACGGAGAGCUACAGCAGCGACACCGAGUCCAGCACCUACUCGGACCGGGACUCCGACUUCGGCUCCGGAUUCUCCACCAGCAGCAGCUCGGAAGAGGAAGAUGACACGGAAAGUUCAGAGGUCAGCACGGAGGAAGAGGAGGAGGAGGAAGAAGAGGAGGAGAGCUCAUCUCAAUCCGACUCCAGCUCCGUUUCAAGCCGCGUAUCGGUCCAAAGCAUCCGGUUCCGGCGGGCGCGUGUUGGUCUCAGCACACCUAAAGCACAUUUGGUCCUGCAGCCCACAUUUCACUACAACAACCAGCAGCAGCAGGACAACCCGCACAGACCUCUGGGUGCUGCCCCCGCAUUCAGAGACACCAAACAUCUGAAAUGUGACUUUUUACGCACGGAGACAAGCAAGGACGCGGGACCUGCCUUCGAAUUAAACUCCUCUGCGGGGGGGAAGUUGUGUGUGGUUCAUCCGAACCGGACCAAGGAGGACUUGGAGGCCUCACCCCUGCCAUGCAGGAUGCCGGGACUUGACUGUAAGCCGCAGAAAUGUGUAGACAAAGGGGAAGUGAGUGCCACCUGCCCGAGAGUCAGCACUCCCACGAAAAGAAUAAAAACCGAGUCAGAGGAGGCCCCCGUGACCCCCCUACCGGAUAGCAGGAGCACCAGGACGCCUCCCUUCAGCCUCCACAAUGUGAAAGUUAAAGUAGAGGAGAGCUGGGAUGAGUACGAGUACCAGGCAUGUGUGGUGAAAUGUAAAAGAGAUAAGGGGGACAGCAGCGUAGAGAAAAGUGCCCCCAGGUCCCCUGGACCCCAGACAUGCAGGAGCAGCACCCCGCAGGAGGAGGAGGGGCAGCAGAUGCACAGAAACAUCAGGACUCCGGUGCUGAGGGGGAAAAAACCCAGAAUUUCCAGAGCAAAAUCCAAGCCAAACGCGCCCAAAGUCGCUACCAAGGCCGCCUCUUCCUCCCCUGCCUCCUCCUCUCGUUCAGCGGGCUGCGAGGAGACGGAGGAUUUACCGAGCAGACGCAAACGCACCACUGUAGCAUCUCCCGCAAAAACGCCUUUCAGCCUGAUGGCAAACUUCCCAGAUCCACCGUCGCUCGUUGUCGACAGCGACGGGGAUUUGUGCCCCGCUUACUCCCUGAACUCUCUGAGGGGCCCCGGGCCUCCCCCUCCGUCCCACCCCGUGUGGAGGUGGCAGCCAGGCGGACCGAUUCUCCCUCCCCCACUACAUGCUCAGAGGACGAGGAAAUACUGAAGAGAGAGAGAGAGAUUGUUUCUUUUAUUUCCACCAUUUUCCUACCUUUCUGGAUUUACAUUCCGCAUUUUAAAACGUUUAAUCAAAGAAAACAUCACGUGACACAUGGAUUAACCCCUAGAACCUUUAAAUAAGCUACAAAUUCUCUAAGCAAUAUGUUUUGCUUUUCUAAAUUUUGUGUUUUUGACUAUUUUCCUUUUUCCCUAUAAUUCCUGACCCGUGGUAAACAAAAACAACUAAAACUGUUUUCUGAUGGACAUUUAAUCUGGCAGGGAUUAUUUGAUUGUAAAUAAUUAUAAACAAAGAAGAUUCAGGGUCGUCCCCCCCCCCCCCCCCCCCCCCCACUCUGUUAUAUUUUAUGAAUCAGCGCUGUUGUGGCCAAAUCGGUGCCCAAAAUGUACUGUGAUGAUUUGAAUAGAAUUCCUUGGGUGAAAAGGGGUUGAGUUCUGCUUGUUGUGGUUUCUUUUGGGGGUGUUUUGUUAUUAAAUGGCAUGGGGAGGGGAGGGGAGGGGAGGGGGAGAGCCCAAACGCAGCACACACCAGCCUUGUGCACCUACAGACAAUCAAAAACGAGAAGAAAGGCUCAAAAUCUCCAAAUAUCCCACUUGGCCGCCGGUUUCCUCUCUGCAGCAUCAUGUGUGUGCGGGGGUGAGUGUGUGUGUGUGUGUGUGUGCGUUUGGAACACAAACGCGUGGAGGAAAAACGCAAAACAGUACUUUGUAACCAAUUUGUCUGGGAAAAACACGAAAGGGCGCAAACGCAUUGCACUUUGAGACUGUUUUGCGCCUUUUGUUCUAGCGAACUGUUUACAAAUCCCUUUAUUUUAUUUUAAAAGUCCAGUUUUUGAGAUACAAAACUAAUUGCAAUUUAUGUUUUUCCUCAUCAAGAACCAACAGAUUGAUGUGAAAUGUGUGAAAUGCAUCCUGAAUGUAGCUUUUUUUUUCAUGCAGCUUUUUGCGCCUCCAUGCAGGUUUAUUUUGAUUUUUUAAGUGAACGUGUCCACGUUGUCUCACGGCUCUGCUAAUUGGCUCGCAGCCUUUCUGUCGGUCGCAAAGAGAGGCCCAUGCAGCAGCCCGAAUCACAGCACACCCAAAGUCCGUGAGUGAUGCCUCCCCCACGAGCACGCGCGCUCGGAGGGUUGCAGAAUGCCUGAUUGUAGAAUUAAAAAAGGGAAAAGUAAAUCAUGCAUCUAUAUUUUUGCAGCUCCAUCUGCACCAAUAGGCCUUACUCCUUAAAGCUGGAACUUUCUCAGUUGCGCGUACUUUGGACUCCACGUGGCGCAAAUCUCGAGUGCUUUGCAGUAAACCCGGGGGGGGGGGGGGGGGUAGAAGCUUUAUAUUUAAUCCGCAUGUCUACAUUACGGGAACAGGGAUGCACAGUGCAGAACCGAGAGGAACGGCCUGAAAAGCCGCCUGACGCACCAACCUGCGAAGGUGCAGGUGGUGACGUCACGAUUCAAUUGUCAUGACAAACAUCCAGUUCCUCCUCUUCCUCUCACAUCCUCUUCAGUUUUUCUUUAAUGUUUUGGAUACUUGAGGUUUUUGAGUAUGACGUCACUGGCUGUUUAUAUAGAACUGAGUAUUUAUUUUUGUGAAUUUUGAUGGUAUUUUUGAAUUAUUGUUGUGAAAAUGGACAACUGCACUCGAACUGGAAACUUGAACGGUGGUUUUCUGAAGCACUUUCCCUUUAUGUUGCUUUUUUGUUAGUUUUCUUUUCUUUUUGAAACUUUCAUUAAACGGGACUGAGUGUAA
This is a messenger RNA of Nothobranchius furzeri (turquoise killifish), 4466 nucleotides long. It is a transcript of the gene skida1, whose product is annotated as SKI/DACH domain containing 1. NCBI's taxonomy places the organism in Eukaryota, Metazoa, Chordata, Actinopteri, Cyprinodontiformes, Nothobranchiidae. The record is from RefSeq and is a predicted model, not a curated record.